AUGGCGUCGAAAGCAUGUGGGCAAAUUGACGAUAAGCAGCGGAGAUAUAUAAGUAAAAUACCAAUUUUAAGUAAAAACUACAAGGACAGUUUAAGAAAUGUAAAACAUAAGCGUCUAGAUAUCGAAAGAAGAGAAGCAGAAUUGAGUUUGAUGCGAAAAGAAUUGUUGGAAAUGUCAGAAGGAAGGCCAUCGCCAACGGUAUAUUUAACAGUUGAUCAUGGAGAUGAUAAUGGUCAAUCUGUAACAACAGAAUUAUUAAAACCUGCGCCAGCGAGUACCACAUUAAUACCGUCAAAAAGUGGUGUUGAACCACUUAGAAGCGUUAUUAUCACUCCAAAUGGAACGAAACGGAGAGGUAAGGCUAUUUAAAUUAAUUCAAUAUUUAUGUAUUGAAGAAUGUAAUUGUCAAUUGUGUAUAAAACAGUCAAAAUACAAGAAAUUUAAUCCACCUAUUCUGUUGUUAUUUUUUUUAAUUUGUUCUGUGUUGUUCUGUAUUAGUAUGGAAGUGGAAAGAUUCUUGUAUUUUGACUGUAAAUGUUUUUCUAGUUAAUCGGAUUCAUCGUAAGUUCAGUUUGGAUUUGGAGAAAAUUCUUCAGACCUGUGUGACAGUUGCAGAGGGAAAAGAGCUGAAAGUGUGUGAUCUGUUUGACAAGCUUGAGGAAGUCUCACCAGGGGUGAAGAGAAUCGAACGUGAGAAAGUCCUACGCACGUUUGGUAAAAUAUUUCGUACUAAGCUCCAGCAUAAAGGACAACAACGAGAGUAUGUUAUUAGCUGAAUUCAUAUUAGAAAACGGAUUUACUCGCCUCAGACGAGAAACUCGUCUUGAUAUGAAUUCGGUUACUGUAAUGACAGGUUUUCCAUCUCAACUCUUCCGUCUAACUUUCCUGUUUGAACGACGGGAAAGUUAGACGAGUUUCUCGUCUUAGACGGAAAUUUAAAUUAGAUGAAUAAAUCAAGACGUCUUUCUGCUCGUAACAUCCAAAAGAGACAGGGAUGGAGGGUCUCUUAUUUUUUCGGGUUUAUCCGUCUGAUAGUUUUCGUUUCAUACUUAUACCAGACGGAAAUCCGUCACACGAGUUUCCCGUCUUAGAUGGAAACCUGUUUUCUAAUAUGAAUUCAGCUAUUAUAUAAAGUUUUGAAUAAUUCUAUUAUUACAGAUACACUUUAUUAUUAGUAAUAUAACUAAAUUUAAACACUUGAAUGGUUUAAUGCAUUUCCAUGAUAAUUAAUAAUUAAAGAUUUGUUUUGUUUUUUGUUUUUUUAUUUUCCAGAGGAUACUACAGUGGUCUUACACUUAUUUCUACUGCUAGCCCGGCUGAUAGUGGAUUCGAUAAUGCUAGUAACAACAAAGGUGAAAGGCAUUGUUGCAAAAUUGCAUGGUGAUAUAUGAUGUAUUUCAAAUAUUUACAGUGUAGAGCAUAGAAGUUAGUACGAUUUUAUAAAUGCACAUGUAUAUGAUUCACCCCCUACUAUAUUUACUACAUGUUGGAUUGGAAUUAAAAAUGUUAUAAUUUAUAUUUUUAGACCAGCCUGAAAAAAUUGUGUCGUCCCCUCAACACAAAAUGAGAAAAGGUAUUAUGUAUGCUAAAUAUGUACAGGGAACGGUAUAGGGGGCAAUACUAUGUUUUUCAGUUGGUCACAAUUUUUACACAUUUGUCACAACAUGUAUAAUGUAGAACUUACAUAGUAGAUUCUGUUCAUUUAUUUAUUUAUUUAUUUAUUACACUUUGCCACUUACAACAAACAAGUGGCAGGGUCACCACAACAGUAUACACCAAUUACUGUGUGCCAUUUAACCCAAUAAGCGCCAGCGCUAGCCUCUCCCCUUGACGAGUAAAAUCGUCUGGCAUUAGACAGAGUAAAAUACUAAAGUAGAGUGCAUCAGGGUGCAAGCCACUCAAUGGGUUAAAAAUUGAUAAAUUUUAAGAAUACAACAGUAUAGGGGCCUUGGUGGCCAAGUAUUAGGGGCCUUGGUGGCCAAGUAUUAGGGGCCUCGGUGGCCAAGUGGUAGCGCACUUGCCUUUCACCUCUAAGGUCGCAGGUUCAAAUCUCAAUGAGAAUUUCUCAAUGUGACUCGAACCCAGUCCUCAUGUGAAAAGAGAAAAAAGUCAACGCUCUGCCGAAAGUUGUGGGUUUUCUCCAGGUACUCCGGUUUCCUCCCACAGGGAAAGUUGACAGGGUGGGUUAGGCACAUAUUUCGGUGUAGGACUUCAAAUCUUCAAUUGGGACUAAUGGUUCUGUGUCCUUCACCUGUCAUUGAAAAUGGCAACUUCAUUAAAUUCAAAUUCAUAUCACAAUACAAAACUACAUUGCACAGUACAAUAUUGAAUAUAAUGCAAUGCAACACAAUGCAACACAACGCAAUGCAAUGCAAUGCAAUACAUAGCAAGAACAAUAUUCAACUUCCAUUGCCACUACCGCCACCAACAAUAUUAUAGUUUACUGAGCUAACCAAUCAUGCACACCAGGUCAGCGAGAGGUAGCGGUAAGUGGUGGCAAAAUCCAAAUCCCAAACUCGCUAAAACAACAAGAGAUUGGACUAGCCAGACUUCAAGCCUUGUUGCAUUUUAGGCAGAUAUAUUUCCAUGUUGUGGAUUAUCAUGAUCAUAGAUUAUAUUUAAUUAAAGCAGUACGGUAAUAAUUUAGUAAUAAAGAUAUAAAUUUGACUAAGCUUAAAGAUUAAUGUAUCAGUUUGUCAAGCACAGUGUUCUAUAUCUUGGUUGAUCUGUUGAUGAACGAGCGUUGAAAUGGCACCGUUUUGCAUUUUGUCUCACAGAGCAGGAUGCUUUCUGGAUUGCUUGUGGCUCUUGUCCUUCCCGUGUUCCUAAAGUUCCUUUCUGGAAUACUGAAUGUCAUUGCUAACAUGCACCAAACCAUUCAUCAUCUUGAAUGGUUUGGUGCAUGCUAACGAUGACAUUAUUUCAGAAAGGAACGUUGGGAACAUGAGAAGAACAAGAGCCACAAACAACCCAGAAAGCAAUAAUCGCAGCAAACCUUUUGAAUCCCAAAAUUUGUUUCAGCAGAAGCUGAUUACUAUGCAGAAGCUCAGCCAUAUUGCAGAAGCCACCUAGACUUUGAUAAAGGUACAGCAGUUUCUUAUUUUUAUUUGUUGGGGUUAGGGUUCGAAUUGUUAUUGUAUAUGGCUAUUGUUAGUGUAAACUAUAUAAAAGUAUACAAGUUAGGAUAAAAAUUUAAAAAUGCAUGUUGUUUUACUUGCCAGUUACGGGCAGUCAGGCAGUGUUUGUUUUACACCAUUCAACUUAUGUGGUAAUACAUUAACUUUAUAUUUAUAAUUCCAUUGACAAUAUUUUCCAUAUUAAAUGCAGUUUCUAACCAAGAUGACUGUGGGAUAGUGUUGCAAAUGGAUGAAUUGAAUUUGUCAAGUUCAGGUACAUGUACAAGUAUGUUAUUUAAAUUUAGCAGCAAUGCCAAUGAAAAUACUUGUUAUUUUUAUAUGGUUACAUAUAGUAAAUUAAAUGCACACAGCAGAGGAUGUUUUUGCCCAGCUUACAAACCUUUUUAAAAGUAUUUGUUAUAGACCUUUUUUAUAAUGAAAUCAAAUGCAGAAUACUGGAUGUUACAUGAUAUUCGAUUGGCCGAACAAUAAUGAAAGUGUUUUCUUCAAACCAGAUCUGCCAUCCCAGUUUGCUGAACUGAGGGAAGAAUUAUCUAUUGCCCAUCAGAAAAUAGAAACCUUGACAAAAGAAGCAGAAACUUCGGAACUCGAUCGACAGGCGCUUCGUACACAACUUACUAAAUUGUAUGAAUAUAUAAAUAAGUAUGAAACUGCUGCUACCAAAACAAUUAAUAUGCAAGAUGAAGUAAUUGAGAUAUUCAAGGACAUUGUUGAAACUGGAAAGAUGCUAGGUGGUUUGCUAUCUAUAUCUGAAAGGGAUAUAAUUAGAGAAGAAGUUGAGAAAACGAAGAAGAUGUUCAAUCUGGGCCUGAGAGAAAAGAACGUAACUGAUCUCAAGAGUAAAUUUGAUUCAUUGUUGUUUACAAAACUUGUUGAAAACCUACACAGGGAAUGUCCUACCAUUACAAACAUUUUAGAGCAACUAGUACUCUCCUUUAAUGCCUCGAGGAAUACAAAAAAAACAGUUGAUAUGAAAAUGAAGGCAUCAGUUCACCUGCUGGCAUCUCUGAUGGAUGUAAGAGACCAAAGAGCAGGGAAUGAUAUCCCGGUGUUGUUUGGCUUCCUCUGUCUUUGUUAUGGAGCUGGACCAUCGGCAAUUGCAGUGUUUCAGCAUUUAGGGCUGUCAGAAUCAUUUCAAGUUUUGUGAGUACUUAUAUACUGUUUCAUUAACCUACUGUCCAUUCACUGUGUUCAUUCCCAUUUCAUUGCAAUCUUUUGUCAGUUUUGUGGUUAUGUUUACUCUGCUAUAUUGACCCUAACUGAUUGUAAUUUGUAAACAGGCCUGCUGUCCUCGCAAAUUGGACAAAGCGUUUUUACACUGUACUUAAAGUAUACCAUAAUUAGCAGCAAAUUGCUCACUAAUUUUGAGAACUGUUGUAAUUCGGCAUACAAACUUAACCCUUUAUGUGGCAAUGCACCCCGAAUCGAUGCACCCUACCUCUAACACCAGACGAUUUUUCUUGUCAAGUGGAGAGUGGUGCCACUCAAUGGGUUAACCAAACUGCUCGUGCAUCCUAUUAUCCAUUUACAGUCUAUUUCACGAAACUUUGACCACAAAUGUUCCGAACUUCGUUCCGAAGUUCGUUGAGAAGUUCGGAAGUUCAUAUUGGAAUUCACAAGCCAAUUUGUAAACAAAGUCCCUGAUUGGUCCGCGAAGUAAAAGAAGCCAAUCAAAUGCAUAGUUUACAAACUGGUUUGUGAAUCUCAUUUUCAACUUCGCAACGAAGUUCGGAACAUAUGUGGUCAAAGUUUCGUGAAAUCGACUGUAAGUGGCAAUGCGCUCUACUUUAGUAUUUUACUCUGUCGAACGCCAGACGAUUUUACUUGUCAUGUGGAGAGUGCUGCCACUCGAGUGGUUAUAACCAACGCGUCAAGACAUUUAGAAUUUUAAGUUUUAGAAUUUUACAUUUAGUUUUUAUUAACCAGGACUGGCAUUCUAAAGAAACAGCUCGAGAGUUAUAAAGACAUAAUUGCCAGUCGUGUGUCAUGUGAUAAUCCUGUUAUCACCUACCAAGAUAACAUGCAACUGAAACGAACUUCUAUGAGACAUUUGCGACUCUCUAAAUUACAAAAAGAAAAGCUGAAGCAGGGAAAGAUGUGGGAUUUUACUGUCAGAGGUUGGCGAGUAGCUACCACAUGUGACAUUGAAAAUCUGUUUGAAGGUGAACAAACUGCUGUCCUUCCACAGAGAGAAGUACGAAAACUACAAUAUGAGGACACCAAAAUAGGUGAAGCUUAUUUCAGUGCAAUAGCUUUUAUAGUUUUUGCGUUACAGGAAAUCAAACAGGGCAUAGAUCUUUUGGGACACCCGGUAUAUGGUAAUGUAGUGUAUUGUACUCUACUAUAUAUAUAGAUAAUUGAUAUAAUACGCAAUUAUCUUAUGUUUUAGAAAGCAACAAGGAUCAACACAAAAAAUGGCAGUCGUUCAAGAAGAGAAAUGCUUUACGCAAACUUUCUUUUGGUUUGAAUUCGGUGCGCCUGUCAAAAGAGGAACUAACCGAAGCAUCAAGCGAUGUUCUACAAUCGCAAGAGGCUGAGACCAGACCGCCCUUGUACGUCAUUGAUAUACCACCUGUAGAAGAAGAUUUUCCCCAUCUAUCUGGAGAUAAAACAAAUGUAUAUCCGUUGCCAAUAUCUCACGAGAAUCAAUGCAAGAUUGUUGGAGUGGCCAGCAAUUUGGAUCUUUUCGCAAACGAGUUUGGAUUCAAAAUAAAUAAAGCGAAGAAAUAUUUACCACUUAAACAAAAUGGUAAAGAGUUUGAUUUAGAUCGUGCUUACGAAAGAUAUGCUUUCAUUAAGUCACUGGAACAGCAUAAGUUACAGCAAUCGCGGUAUGAACAAAUUCUAAGACAUCCUCGCGAUAUUGACAGUGAACAGCAAAUGUUUGAUAUAUCUUCUGGUGAAGACAACGAGAAUAUCACAGACGACGAACAGGACGAUGACUAAUAACAGUAUGCAUCAACCAUAAAGCUGGAGUAAUACGAUCAACAAAAUUGCUGCAACUUGCAACAAAAUCUGAUUUCAACGCAUGUUAAGUAGAAAUGUUGACACAUACUGCCUCGUGAUUAUGUAUGUGUGAACAUUUCAAUUAACAUGCGUUGAAAUCAGAUUUUGUUGCAAGUUGCAGCAAUUUUGUUGCUCGUAUUACUCUACCUCGUGUAUGAGAGAUGCUUGUGUACAUUUACAAUUAUAACUGAACAAAAUUUUCCUUUGCAUUUGCGUAAUUUAUCAUACAUGUAAUCUUAUUCCAUUCAAAGUUUCUUUAACGACUAUAGCCGUAAUGGCCUCUGCCUAAUCUAGUGUGU
This is a messenger RNA of Paramuricea clavata, 6442 nucleotides long. Lineage: Eukaryota; Metazoa; Cnidaria; Anthozoa; Malacalcyonacea; Plexauridae. The record is from the annotation of a GenBank genome assembly.